AAAAAAAGACGUUAACAAUCACGUGGCGGUAAAACGCUCGUCGCAUCAAAACGCUGUCGUUCGGAGCGUUUAGUGUGUGCGCGUUGGAAACAAGCGUACACCAAGUCUUAAGCAGAGAGAAAGCACCGAAUAGAAAGAAAAUUGGAAAAGACGAGAGAGAAGAAGGCACACAAAAAGAAGAGAUAGCCAAACUUUGAAGCAAACAAACCCAAUUCAAACGAAAUCAAAGAUCAUUGAUAGAUUCUUUUUUUCACCGGAAUCGGAGCUACUUUUUUGUGUUGAGGAGAGGGGUAUUGUUCGGAUAAUCUUCUCGGUGUGAAAUUGAGAAUUUUGAUCGGGAUUCGAGCGGCAAAUGGUGAUGCAGACGGAAGCUAGGGUUGGGGUGAGCUCAGGGCAUGGCGUCGUCGGGAACAAAUCGUCGUCUCACCGUCUAACGCAGGAUCAGAGAUCACAUAUCGAAUCGGCGUCGCAGCUCUUGGCCGGAGGAAUCGCCGGCGCUUUUAGCAAGACUUGCACUGCCCCUCUCUCUCGCCUCACCAUUCUCUUCCAGGUGCAAGGCAUGCACUCAAAUGCGGCAGCUCUAAGAAAGCCGAGCAUAUUGCACGAGGCUUCACGGAUAUUGAAUGAAGAAGGAUUCAGGGCUUUUUGGAAAGGGAAUCUUGUUACAAUUGCUCACCGGCUUCCAUAUUCUUCUAUCAAUUUCUACACAUAUGAACACUACAAGAAGUUCAUGUAUAUGGUUACUGGGAUGGAAAAUCACAGGGAGAGUAUAAGCUCAAACCUUUUUAUACAUUUUGUAGCCGGUGGUUUGGCUGGAAUCACAGCUGCUUCUGCCACUUAUCCACUUGAUCUUGUUAGAACUCGCCUUGCUGCUCAGACAAAAGUCAUCUACUACACGGGUAUAUGGCAUACUAUGCGCACUAUCAGCACCGAUGAAGGUAUCUUGGGCCUCUACAAGGGACUCGGAACAACGCUUGUGGGUGUUGGGCCUAGUAUCGCCAUUAGCUUUUCUGUGUACGAAUCAUUGAGAUCUUAUUGGAGGUCAAAUAGGCCCCAUGAUUCUCCUGUCAUAGUCAGUCUAGCUUGUGGAAGUCUUUCAGGCAUUGCAUCUUCAACAGCUACGUUUCCAUUGGAUCUGGUGAGAAGAAGGAAGCAGCUAGAAGGAGUGGGUGGGCGAGCGGUUGUGUACAAGACAGGUCUGUUGGGGACAUUGAAGCGUAUUGUUAAGACAGAAGGAGUGAAAGGUUUGUACAGAGGAAUUCUUCCAGAGUACUAUAAAGUGGUUCCUGGUGUUGGGAUCUGUUUCAUGACCUACGAGACGCUCAAGCUUUACUUCCUGGAUCUUUCUUCACAGCUAUAACAAGUUUUAUGCUAUAGAUUUGUAGGUCUAUUUUUGGGGAGAGGCAAAAACUGUAAACCAAAAAGCGGGGAUGGAUAAUUAUUAUACGAAAUGUAGAAUUAUAUAUGUAUUUUUGGUUAUAUCUAGUGAUUUUAGAUUAUACGAUAUUAUUAACAUUGUACAGUUCUAGUUAAUGGCCCUCAUCAUCAACAAAACAAACAUGACUUUGUUGUAA
This is a messenger RNA of Eutrema salsugineum, 1574 nucleotides long. Its product is annotated as mitochondrial substrate carrier family protein B. Lineage: Eukaryota; Viridiplantae; Streptophyta; Magnoliopsida; Brassicales; Brassicaceae. The record is from RefSeq and is a predicted model, not a curated record. The transcript is spliced from 7 exons. Gene Ontology annotation, biological process: transmembrane transport. Bases 353 to 1360 code for a protein of 335 amino acids.